CAGAUUAAAAUAUAAACAUUUUGAUGUAACUUAGAGCACUUGGGUUUUUUCCAGAAAUCUUUUGUCCAAAUCCUCCCUCUAUCCUUAAUGGGCAGCACAAUGGGCCUUCUCAGGGAGAUGUUCCCUAUGGGACGGAAAUAAGUUACAUGUGUGACCACCACCCAGCCAGAGGGAUGACCUUCAACCUCAUUGGGAAGAGCACCCUCCGCUGCACAAGUGACAAUGAAGGGAACGGGAUUUGGAGCAGCCCUGCCCCUCGCUGCAAACUUGCUGGUCCUGCAGGUUACUGUAAAGCCCCAGAAGAGUUUCCGUUUGCCAAGCCUACAGUCCUGACUGAUGAGUCUGAGUUUUCAAUUGGGACAUCUUUGAAUUAUGAAUGUUCCCCUGGGUAUUUUGAGGCUAUGUUUUCUAUCACCUGCUUAGAGCACUUGGUCUGGUCGAGUGCCGAAGGUAUCUGUAGACGAAAAUCAUGUGGAGCUCCACCAGAACCCUUUAAUGGCACGGUGCAUAUAAACACAGAUACCCAGUUUGGAUCAACAAUUCAUUAUUCUUGUAAUGAAGGGUAUCGACUCAUUGGCUCCCCUUCCUCGGCUUGUCUCCUGUUGGGCAGUACUGUCACUUGGGAUAAGGAAGCACCUGUGUGUGAGGAAAUCUUUUGUCCAAAUCCUCCCUCUAUCCUUAAUGGGCAGCACACCAGACCUUCUCAGGGAAACUUUCCCUAUGGAAAGGAAAUUACUUACAUGUGUGACCACCACCCAGCCAGAGGGAUGACCUUCAACCUCAUCGGGGAGAGCACCCUCCGCUGCACAAGUGACGAUGAAGGGAACGGGAUUUGGAGUGGCCCUGCCCCUCGCUGCGAACUUGCUGGUUCUACAGAAUGCCCCCAUCUGCCCAAGAUCCACAAUGGGUAUUACCUUGAAAGACCUGCAUCUCCAUAUCUUCCUGGAAUGACUGUCAACUACACUUGUGACCCAGGCUACUUGUUGGUGGGAAGAGCCUUCAUAUUCUGCACAAACCAGGGAACCUGGAGCCAAUUUGAUCAUUUUUGCAAAGAGGUAAAAUGUAUCAUCCCAGAGUUUAUGAAUGGAAUCCGGAAGGAGCUGGAAAUGAGAAAAGUGUAUCACUAUGGAGAUAAUAUAACUUUCGAGUGUGAGGAUGGGUAUACUCUGAAAGGCAGUCCCCAGAGCCAAUGCCAGGCAGAAGACACAUGGAAUCCUCCUCUUGCCAUAUGCACAUCUAGUAAAUGGAGCUGCAAGAAAUGCACAAGUGCUCUCAUAGUCGGUAUUUUCUUUGGCCUGAUCUUCUUUCUUUCAUCUGUCAUUGGCUCUUAUUGGAUAAUUGUAAAGCGCAAAAAAAGCAAGAAUACAGAUGGGAAACCUAAAGAGAUGAUCCAUUUACAUCCUCAAGAAGACAACAGUGUAAAGCCUCAGACUCUGCAAACCAAUCAGGAAGACAGCAGUGCCCUUCCUUGACAAAGUACCACAGAGCUGGGCAACACCUUGAAUCACAAUGUUGUUGGAAAGGAGCCUAUUCAACAGAGUAAGAUGGGAGACUCGUACAAUGACAGACGUGACCUCGCAGAGACCAGACAUGUGCCCAAGAAGAUGCUGACACGCUCCCAGGACCCCGUAAAACUCCCUCCUCUUAGCCUGGGUUACUGUCAGUCCUCUUGCCCUCCGCUGCUGAAUGCACACCUCAGCUAGUAAGGGGAAAAGACUGCACUCAGGGUUUAUAAAUAGUCUCAGUUACAUAAAGGAAGACGGCGUCACUUUGGAUUUCUGUUUACAAGUUGGUGAUUUCCCUUUCUCACUUUCAAAUAAAUGUUCAUACUAUGGAAUGGGCUCAUUAACGAGAGGAUCAAAAUCCAGGAGGAAGAUAUGAAAAACAAAUAAGUCACACGUAAUUAUACUAUUCAGUGAUAACCACUGUUAAUAUUUUGAUUUUUUGCUAACCUUUCUUCAUACAUGUUUGCUUCUUUAUACACAUAUCUUUCUUAACAGUCACUUUUUCUUCUGUAGAGCAAAAUCUAUUAGAACAGAAAAAUAUAGCUAGAUCCGUUUUUGCUAUCACUAGGAAAAAAGUAUUUUCUGUUUAUUAUAUACAAGGCAGAAGCAACCACAGUGUCUUCUGUUUAGACAGAAGGGGGAGAGGUUUUCAAGAGAAACAUCUUAAACAAUGAGAUCUGGGUAUUUCCUAAGCUCUAUUUCAAAAGCAAUUUGUACUGUGUGUCUAAAACAUACUAACUCAAAUAAAAGGAGGAUUUUAUUAUAAAGCAAGUGACUUACUUUUUGUAUAGAUUCCGAAUACACCCAAUAAACUAGGAAACCCUGAAUUUAAGAAUUGCAACAUAAAUGUACAGGUCUCUAAAUAAGUGGUCCUGGAGUCUGUAACUGGUCCACACACUUGCAGAUCGGCCAUGCUAAUGAUCUAGAAGAUACCAGAAUCUUUCUGGGUAGUUAACAAUAGACUUGCAUAUGACGACUGCUAACUUCUGUGUAAUUCUGGUUUGCUUUUCAAGUGUAUUGUGCCACACUUAUCUCGAUAAAUAUAAAGAGGGAACUGGACAUCAACUGGAAGUUGUCUUUAAAAUCAUAGAAAAAAGGGGGAAAAACAGCAUUAACAAAGUCAACUGACAAACUAGGAGGAAAAAAUUAUAACUUAUAUCAAAGACAAGGGUAACUGGCAUAUUUAGAGAGUAAAAAAAUAAAAGACCAAACCUCCUCACCUCUCCUCCCUGUAAAU
Molecule: messenger RNA, 2742 nt
Organism: Enhydra lutris kenyoni (northern sea otter)
Lineage: Eukaryota; Metazoa; Chordata; Mammalia; Carnivora; Mustelidae
Product: complement receptor type 1-like
Exons: 11
Coding region: 147-1472 (441 amino acids)
Biological process (GO): negative regulation of complement activation, classical pathway
Source: RefSeq, a predicted model, not a curated record